AAGCGCAUCCGGUCCAUCAAGCGCAUCAACAGCGAGAUCGAGGCCAUGCGCGCCCUGGACCACCCGGCGAUCUGCACCCUCGAGGCGACGUACCACACGCCCAAGUACGUCUACCUUGUCAUGGAGAAGGGCGGCCGCGACCUCUACGACGCGCUCACCGCGGAGCACGCGAGCUUCGGCGUCGGCGUCGUGCUGCGCGUCGCCUACGCCGUCGCCGGGGCGCUGGGCCACUGCGCGGCGCGGGGCGUCGUCCACCGCGACCUCAAGCCCGAGAACGUGCUCCUUGCGGGCGAAGUCGCCGCGGGCGACGUCGUCGUCAAGGUCUGCGACUUCGGGCUCUGCGGGCGGGCCAAGGACGGGUCCUGGGCCAUGAGCGACUUCGUCGGGUCGCCGGGCUUCUUCGCGCCGGAGAUUCUGUUCGACGACCUCUACCACGCGGAGAAGGUCGACGUCUGGAGUUUGGGGUGCGUCGUG
Messenger RNA from Aureococcus anophagefferens, 474 nucleotides. RefSeq lists its product as hypothetical. The record is from RefSeq and is a predicted model, not a curated record. Lineage: Eukaryota; Pelagophyceae; Pelagomonadales; Pelagomonadaceae. Gene Ontology annotation, biological process: protein autophosphorylation; intracellular signal transduction; peptidyl-serine phosphorylation. The transcript has a single exon. Gene Ontology annotation, cellular component: cytoplasm; nucleus. The annotation marks the transcript as partial. Gene Ontology annotation, molecular function: calcium-dependent protein serine/threonine kinase activity; calcium/calmodulin-dependent protein kinase activity; ATP binding.